AUGGUUAGAGGACAAGAGUCGUCGUGUCCAAGGAAGCAUAGCAGCCCUCUUGCAGAGGUCCACACGGCACGCUUCUUCGACCCGGCGAACAUUCUGCUGGAACGCACAGGACAGCAUCCGGGAAUGGAACUAGAAACCCAGAAGUGGAACAUUUUGAUUCAUUGGCUGGAAUCUCGUGGCAUGCGCAUUCCAACGGGUGGCCUCGCUGUCGAAUACCGCGAGUUUGAAGGCUCUGGACGAGGUCUCGCAGUCACUAGAGACGUUGGACCAGACGAGGUCCUGUUCUCAAUCCCUGAAUCCUGCUUGAUCAACGUGGAUACGCUCUUCAAAUGGGCGAAACGCCAUAAAGCCACUGGACUCACCGCGACUCAACUGCUUUGCCUCUUCCUCGCUCUGUUCAAAUCCAACUUGCUGGAUGUUGCGGAAGACUAUGCACCGUAUCUCGACUCACUACCAGAAACUUUUCGGGAUCAUCCUCUUACCGUCGUUGUACUACAUAGGCAAUACAAAGGCCAGUUGCCCGUAGAAGUCGCGCAGAAAGUGGACAAGAUACACGUGAGAUUUAUGUCUGACGUCGAAAAGAUUCAAAACAUCUUCCCUUCUGUGCCGAUUGAGGCAUACCUGUGGGGAUGGUUGAACGUGAACACGCGGUCCCUCUACUAUUCGUGCAAGCGGGCAAAGUCGCACCAGGAUAACAUCACCCUAUGUCCACUAUUAGACUUUGCAAACCAUUCAUUCAGUGCGACCAACUUUAACAGUUCUUACUACCGCAAGAACGGCCAUCCCAUCCCGACGAUGCUCGCGCCGGCCAAAGGUCUGCAGGCUGGAGAGCAAUUGUUUCUCCUGUAUGGCUUCCACUCUAAUCCUACACUCUUCACCGAGUACGGAUUCACGGAUGAACAUGCGCCAAAGGAAAUCCAGAUUGACCAAGCUAUCGAGGAUUUAUUUCAGAGGGAUGAUGAAGGCAAGGAAAAGCGCGAAUUACUGGAGUCUCAUGGAUACUGGGGGGACUGGACGUUGCACCUCGACCCACCUCCAGUAUCCCCUUCAUAUCGUCUCAACCCUACUCUCAGUCUCCUUCAAAUUCAUCUGAAGGACAAUGAACAAUUACGGCAGUGGCAGCAGGUACUCGCGGGAUACGCAGAGAGGGUGUCGGUGGACAAUUCGCGACGAUCUGCGAGUACCCUACGGGAAAUUUGUACUGUGUACAAGAUUCAAGCAGAAAGUCACCUUGGCCAUGUACAAGACAACGAGAACGAAGCGCCGAUAUUUGAUCUUCGUUCGACGAGAAGACUAUGGUUAGAACAGCUGGAGAUCACUACGCUUAUGUUAGACGCAUUAUUAUCGAAACAAGACGGAUUAUAG
Molecule: messenger RNA, 1365 nt
Organism: Serendipita indica DSM 11827
Lineage: Eukaryota; Fungi; Basidiomycota; Agaricomycetes; Sebacinales; Serendipitaceae
Source: the annotation of a GenBank genome assembly